Messenger RNA from Linum trigynum, 1080 nucleotides. NCBI's taxonomy places the organism in Eukaryota, Viridiplantae, Streptophyta, Magnoliopsida, Malpighiales, Linaceae. The record is from the annotation of a GenBank genome assembly.
AACCAGUCCAACAAACAACAACAAAAGAGAAGGAGCGAAGCCAACGAGGCCAGCCAUCAGCGAUAACCACAAGAAAGCACCCAACUGUACAAAACCAAAAGCCCCUUCCUUUAUAAACCCUUCUUUCAUUCAUUCAUCGCACUUCCCCUUCCAUCCACCUCCACCAUUCUCCUUCUUCGCAUCUCUUCUGUGCUUCUGAUCUUCCUCUGCCAACCGAAGAAAGAGGAACUUAAUCAACAAUGGCGUCCAUCACAAGAGCUUCCGUCUCCAUGCCGUCCCUCUCCACCUCUGUUAACCAGAGCCAGCGGAGGAUAUCUGGGAUGAAUUCCGUCUCCUUUCCCGUCAGUGGGAGAUCGAUGAUUCCUUCUCUUAGAUUGCAACGCGGGCUUCAAGUCUGCUGCGCGGCCAAGCAAGAGACCGUAGACAAAGUGGUUGCUAUCGUGAAGAAGCAGCUUGCUCUGCCCGCAGAUGCAGCUGUCAAUGGAGAGUCUAAGUUUGCUGCUCUUGGAGCUGAUUCCCUUGAUACUGUUGAGAUCGUGAUGGGGCUCGAGGAGGAGUUUGACAUCACCGUGGAGGAAGAGAGUGCACAGAGCAUUACCACAGUCCAAGAGGCUGCUGAUAUGAUCGAGAAGCUCGUCGAGAAGUGAAUGAAGCUUUUUGCUUAAGUUAUUUCAUCAACUGAGUUAUGGUGUUGGAGGUUUUUUUUCUAGUUUCUAAGAAGAAUCUUUUUAGUUUGAUGCAGUUUCUGAAACGUUUCGGUUGGCUAGUUUGGCCGUCGUGCGCCUGAACUUAAAUUAUGAUACUGUGACAGUUCUUGUUUGUUCUUAAUGGCUGGAUUUCGUUGGACAGCUCAUUGGCUCUCUUUUUUUCUUCCUUUACUCACUGGUUUUUAAAGGUUAAGUUUGUUCGCCGAUUUGAUUCGACAACAGAUGUUUGCCCAGCAUUGUGGAUUCUUUUCGGGUCUGAAUUGGUUACCGUACUAACACCUAUAUAGCUUAUGCAUGACAGUCAAACCAAACACAACUGGUAUUCGACCAACUCAACGCGGGGACUAAUUAUCAGUAAAACUAGGUGGCGAUA